CGGUUCGGUAGUAAUUAGUGCGCGCGCGCGGGUCAGAGGUGAGGUGAAGUACAACAUGCCUCCAUUUGAGAAAACACAACACCCCAAACCUUUCAAACAGAGAAAGAGUUUAGCCACUAGAAAACAAGAGGUGGCGGGAAUCCGAACUAAGUUUCCUACCAAGAUUCCGGUGAUUAUUGAGCGAUAUCAAAGAGAAAAGUACCUACCGCCCCUGGACAAGACAAAGUUUCUCGUUCCUCAAGAGCUCACAAUGACCCAGUUCGUUACAAUCAUCAGGAAUCGAAUGACUCUGAUGCCCAGUCAUGCCUUUUAUCUGCUCAUUAAUAACUCCGGCAUUGCCAGCAUGUCUCUGACCAUGGCCCAGCUCUAUAAGGACUAUAAAGAUGAGGAUGGGUUUCUUUACAUGACAUACGCCUCACAGGAGAUGUUUGGACACUGUGAAAAUAUGAUGCAUAACUAUACGUGAAGUGUUUGGAUGGUUUAGGGUGCUGUUAAACACAAGUAUUUAUAGUCUUUUGUAUAUAGUGUUAACUCUUUUUAGAUAUACUAUUGCCUUUUGUAUUGUAUUUUUUAAUUGUAAUAAAUUCUUUAGUGACUAAUGGCAAGCGUCUGUAGAAGACUUGUGCUUUAAAAACUGUCCUUAAAUAUGCCUGAGAAAUAAAAAGUAAAUUUAAUGUAA
Molecule: messenger RNA, 679 nt
Organism: Misgurnus anguillicaudatus (oriental weatherfish)
Lineage: Eukaryota; Metazoa; Chordata; Actinopteri; Cypriniformes; Cobitidae
Gene: map1lc3c
Product: microtubule-associated protein 1 light chain 3 gamma
Biological process (GO): autophagy
Source: RefSeq, a predicted model, not a curated record